Messenger RNA from Mesorhabditis spiculigera, 3903 nucleotides. The record is from the annotation of a GenBank genome assembly. NCBI's taxonomy places the organism in Eukaryota, Metazoa, Nematoda, Chromadorea, Rhabditida, Rhabditidae.
AUGCCGGACGAAGACUUUCCGCGCAACUCAAAAGAAGAAGCCGUGCAGCGCGAGAAGAAGGUUUUUAAGGGAAAGAAGAGAUCCCAUGAAUUCGAGUCUGGCGACGGGAAGCGAGCCCACGUCCGCGAGGACAAGGAGACGAUCUGGCAUCGAAAAUUGACAGAGUCGGAUCUGAUUGAAGGCGUGCUGGGACUCGGGCUUGUCAGAUCGUGUCGAGAAACCACAGUUAUCCUGCAGACGGCCCACCGCAACACGUUAGAGCUUCCAGUGGCAAAUUUCGGCAAGCUGUGCCUGAGUAAGCUGCGCGAUGAGGAUGUUCCUUUGGAGGAGAUGUUCAAACUGGGCCAGUUCGUCUCCUUUCGCGUCACCAAGCGGGCCAGCACAAAAGAAGUCAAAGGCAAAGUCUAUCACUGCUCUCCCGUGGCGAGCUGCGACCCGAAGGUGGUCAAUCAACACAUCGUCCCUUCUCAAUUGACCCAAGGCCUCGUCCUCGGCGCCACCGUCGAGAGCAUCGAAGAUAAAGGCGUCCUCUGCGACCUCGGAUUCGGCGCUCUCAAGGGCUUCAUCCCCGUCAACGGCACGGGUCUCGUCGUCGGGCAGCCUGUUUUGGUUCGUAUCGAGAAGAUUACCUCUCGCGUGCUCACCGUCUCGCCGUACGUGGAAACUGAAAUAUUGUCGCAAGCUGCCGUUGAGUCGCUUCACCUCAAUCAUCUGAUGCCCGGCACAAUCCUCGAAGUGAGCCCCGACCGCGAAUUGCUUAGUGGCAUGAUCGUGGAACUUGGAAACGGCGUCAAGGGCUUCCUGGGCUCCCGGAUGCUUCCACCCCGCCUGCGCAAUGACAGAUCGAAGUUUGUGAAGCCGAUUCGGGCCGUCGUCCUCGUGUGCCAGCAAAAUUCGAAUCUGUUGGUCCUCAGCGCCCAUCCGGACGUCGUGGCCGUCAGCAAGCCGGAGAAGAGGACCACUUUUGGGAAUCAUCGGAUUGGCGACACGGUCGUUUGCACGUCAUUGGGACAUCUCGAAAAGGGCGGCUGUCGAUUCGCGUUUCCGGCCGAAGGGGAUAAGCAGUGCCUCUUCGAUGCGUACGCAAGCGUCGAAAAGCUCGAGCCGGCCAAGGAUAUGAUGAAACACUACGCCCCGGGCUCGCAGCACCAAUGCCGUAUCAUUCGCUUCGACAUGCUGGAACGUUCCGUGCUGGUGGCGACCAGAAAAGAUAUCUUGAAGCAGGCGGCCGUUUCGCUUACCGACGCGCAACCCGGUGGCGUUGUCGAUGCUAAAGUUGAGCGUAUCUACUCGAACGGCAUCGCGGUGAAGGUCUUUGACAGCUUGCCGGGCUGGAUCACCACCGGCAUGGCCACCGAGCGCAACAUCCAACAACUCGAUCAGCUUUUCAAGAUUGAUCAAAAUAUCAAGUGCCGUAUCAUGGGCGUCGACCACAAAAAGCACCAGCUGUGGCUGACGUGUCGGAAGCAGCUCGUCGAAUACAAGGGCACGAUUGUUACCGAAUAUUCUGAUGACUAUGUUGGCAAGCUGACACUCGGGGUCGUCAAGCAGAUUACCGCAAAGGGCAACGUCAUCCUCCGAUUCUUCAACGGUGUCGGCGGCAUCAUCUUCAAGUCUGAAAUCGACACGCUCGGCCCGGAAGGGACAGUCCGUGAGAAUAUGGCGCUGGAGGUUCGGGUGACCGGGCUCAGCAACAAGAAACGAAGCCACCAUCAAACGCUGUUCCUCAGUCUGCCCGGCACGCCGCCCAAGCCCGAUAAAAAGGAAAUGGAUGCUAUGAAGAAAGAUGAGGCUAGAACAAAGAAGACCACCAAGAAGAGCGAUGAAACGAAGCGAGCUGAGGAAGGAAAGGCCAAGCCCGUGAAGGUGAAGGUGCUGGAGGUGUUCACAGGACGAGUGGUUCGUGUCGACCCGAAGAACCCGAAUGUCGUUGAAGUCUCCCUGCCCGGCCAUGUGAUUGGUCGCCUCCACGCCAGCGAGUUGCCGCGCAAAUACCUGGAGGUGGGCACGAAGCCGGCCGAGGUCUUUGUCUCCCAGAUGCGCGGCAAAAACGUCACCGUCAAGGUGGUCGGGUUGCAGAAGAAGAGGAACAAGCUGACCAAGGUGCGCUUGCCGGAGCUGACGAUGAAUGAGGAGAAGCUGGCCGAGACCCGAAAGAAGCUCCGUCUCUUCCAAGUGCCACAGUAUUACCAGCCCGGCGGAUUGGUGGCGCUUUUCGCGAGGGUGGGCAACGAAAAGGCAUCGGCCUUCCACUUUGAUUUGCACAUGGAUGCACAGGCGAUUGCCGUCCGGGAAUCGGUCCCAGACGAUCAAAUGGUUUGCCCGGAAGGUAGCACGCAGCUGAUCCCGAAGGUGCCGGAAGCCGGUGUGAUGAUGCACGGAUGGGUCACGAAAAGCGCGGGCAGCGAGCGGAAGAAGAACGGCAAGAAGAACAAUACGACGAUGGUCACGCUGCGCUACGAUGAUGAUAUCGUGGUCGGCAGCGAAGUGGCGGCUCGCGUCAUGGAGAUCUCGCCUUCACCGCUGCAGGUCUUGUUCAAGUUGCCGAAUGGGAAGACGGGUCGACUCGGGCCCACACAAGUCACCGCCAUCUAUACAAAGGCCCCCGAACAACUGAAGGCCAUGCAAAUCGGCGAGAUCUUCAAAAUGGUCGUUGCCCACAAGCCGGCAUGGUUAGAACGGCUCCAAAAGGUUGAGUUGGUCACCGAGCAACGUUGGAAUGGGCGCCACAAGGCAGCAAAGAAUCCCCUGAUCAUCUCCGCCACCGACUUGGAGGUGGGCGCUGAAGUGCGAGGGUUCGUCUCCAACCUGGGCCCGGAUCUUGUCGACGUCGGCUGCAGAGUGCGGGUUCGCGUCACUUCCGCCAAGGAAAAGCUGAAAAUGAACGAUCUGGUGCUGGUGAAGCUCGAAAAGGAGGAUGAGGAGGGCAGCUUCAGUGGUGCUGUCACCCGGAUCAUCCAAAGCUUUGGCGUCGACGAGUCUGCGCUCGAGGCCAAAGACACGCGCAAGAGGAAGAAUUCAAAUAAUGCCGACGAUGACGAGGAAAAGCCAUCGAAGAAGCUGAUGACGUCAAAGUUGCUGGACGCCGACUGGAACUUCAAGGAGAACCUGUUCAUCCCCGAAAAUCUGACCAAAGUCGCUGAACUGGAUGGCAGGAAAAUAAAGGGGGAGCCAGAGGAAGAUGAUGAUGAUGAGGAGGAGGGCGAGGACGAGCUAGAACUACCCACGCCGGGCCCGAUCGUUGAAAAAUCCAAGAGCGAGCAAGUGAUUGACGAGGAGAAGCGGUUAUUGCUCACUGAAGAGAUGGGCGCUGAUGAGAUUCCCGAUUCCGACGCGGAUUUCGAGGUGCUCGUGAAGCGACAGCCAAACUCGGCCCGUUCGUGGAUCAUCUACAUGGCGCGCUUCCUCAAGAAGGACGACCUCAUCGGGGCCCGAAAUGUGGCCGAACGGGCGCUGGAGGCGAUUGGCGACCGCGAGGACAACGAGCGUCUGGCCCUGUGGACAGCGUUUUUCAACAUGGAGGUCGCCUACGGCACCGACGAUUCGUGGCAGCAGCUGCUCACCCGGGCAAGCCGCAGCGUCGACGCCUUCAAGUUCCAAAAACAAGCGGCCGCGAUCCUGGUGAAGGGCGGCAAAGAUGAGGAGGCCGAGGAGCUCUUCAAAAAGAUGGUCAAGCGGUUCAGCAAGCAGCAAAGCGAGGUGUGGCUCCUCUACGCCGAAUUUCUGCUGGGCCGUGGCGAGGUAAAGCAGGCGAACAAGCUGAUGGAGCAGGCGAUGGGAUCCGUGUCGAAGGGGCUGGGCAAAAAGCUGAUGUCUCGCUACGCGGAGGUGCUGCGCGCGAAGGGCCAAGUGGAACAGGGCAACACGCUGCUGCAGACGAUGCGAGGCCCGAUUGCCGUCUCC